AUGGACAAGUUGACCAAAGGUUGGGUUGACCACCUCCGUAAGACAGCCCGGCAGGAGUCGGCCUCCCGCGGAAGCUGCCCUCUCUGUGAGGCCGAGAUCCAGCCGGACCUGGACUCCUUCAAGGCCCAUGUACGCGCCGACGCCACGAAACACGCGAGCCUCACGGCCGACGCCGAGAUAGAGGAAGCCUUCAACAGGGUGACGAUACACGGCUCCAGAUCCGACCCUGCAGCCGAUGGAGCGGCCGGCUCCGCCAGGAAGCGUGGUGCCCUCGAAGGCGGGGACGGGCCCGAGGGAGCCCUGCCCUCGCCCAACUCGGAGCAAGAUGCCGACGCGAACCUGCGCGGCGGCAAGAAGCUAUGCUCGCCCCCGGCCUCGGUCUCCCAGCCGACGGCGGCCGUUUCGCCACCGACGCCCGGCCGCAGCCGCGCACGCCUCAGCCAGAGCACCGGCGACUUCGACCGAGGCUACGGCUCCAAGAAGCAGACGAGCCGUCACCUGUGGAACCCCGACGACGCGCCCGCCCGCCCACCGCAGGCCCGCCCCUCCCACUUCGUCCCCUCGAGGCACUCCCAUCGCUCCUCCCACCGGCCCGGCCACGGCGCGCAGUCGUCGGCAUCGCAGGCGUCGUCGGCCCCGGUCAUGAUUCGUCAGCCGGAAACGAGGGACAUCUCGCCCGACCAGCUCAUCGUCGAGGUCAAGGGCAUCUACUCCGGCCUCGUCAUGAUCGAGAGCAAGUGUGCCGAGUACGACAUGAGCCAACGGUCGAAGCAGCUCAGCAUGGAUCAGUACCACGCCCUCAUCGCCCUCCACCGAUCCCUUCUCCACGAGCAUCACGAUUUUUUCCUCGCCAGCCAGCACCCGUCCGCCAACGACGCGCUGCGACGGCUCGCCUCCAAGUACCAGAUGCCCGCCCGCAUGUGGCGCCACGGCAUCCAUUCCUUCCUCGAGCUCCUCCGCCACAAGCUGCCGGCUUCCCUCGAGCACAUGGUCACCUUCAUCUACAUCGCCUACAACAUGAUCGCCCUCCUGUACGAGACUGUGCCCGCCUUCAAGAACAACUGGAUCGAGUGCCUUGGAGAUCUGAGCCGGUACAGGAUGGCCAUCGAAGGCAUGACGCUCGACGGCAAGCCCGUCGACGAGGAGAGCAUCAAGGACCGCGAUACCUGGGCCGAAGUCUCCAAGUCCUGGUACAGCACCGCCUCGGAUCGAUCGCCCACCACGGGCCGCCUCUACCAUCACCGCGCCAUCCUGGCCCGGCGGAACGCGCUGCAGCAGCUCUUCUUCUACGGCAAGGCCCUCUGCGUGCCAAUCCCUUUCCUCUGCGCCCAGACGAGCAUCAAGACCAUGUUUGAGCCGCUGCUCGACUCGUCCUCGAACGAGGGGUGGAUGGCGCCGGUGGACUUGGCCUUCGUCCGCGUCCACGGCAUCCUGCUGUGCGGUCGAUCCAGGGAGCAGCUGCGGCCGUCGACGGAUGCCUUCCUGCAACUCCUCGAUGGCUCCAUCGGCAGCGCAUACAGCGGCUGGCUCGAGCAGGGGUGCUACGUUGCCGUCUCGCUCGCCUGCUUGAUGCUGGGCUACGGCAACAAGUCCAACGCCCUCAUGCAGGUCAUCUCCCCGACGUCCCGCCAGUCGCCGGAAGAAGUCUCGGGCCAGCGCUCGAGCGCCGAGACGGAGCCUAGCCUGGACGAGGAAGCGGGGGAGAUAUUCGAUCCGAACCCCGGCGAGACCUUUGCAGAGGCGCUUCGACUUUUCGUUUCCACCUACGAAAUUGUACUCCGACGAUGGGGCGACAAGAACACGCUCUCCUUCGUUCACGCGAGCCUCGUCUUCAUCCUUCACUUGGCGCGCAAUCCCGACGCCAUGAACGACGUGCAAAACGCCUUUCCCUGGAAGCUGACGUCGAUCAUGCUCAACUACUUGCUCAGGACGUCCAAGACGACGCCGCGCAUCGACACGGAUGAGUUUCCGGGGCCGGAAAAGGGCGAGGCCCCCCGUCCGCUGCCCGAGGACUACGCCAUGCGGGGGUUGCUCUACGCGGAGGAUUUCUUUCCGAACGGCUGGUUCGAGAACGAAAAGAUUGACGACGACGAACGAUACCAAGAGCAACCUUCAAAAACGUCGGAGAGGCGAGAGCGCAUCCUCUGGAUCGGCCGGCAGCUGGCCAACCACGGCGAGUGGCUGACGUGGGACGAAACGAAUCGCAUCUUCGGCGUCAGAUUCCAAUACGACAUCCGCCUCGACGGGCUUCCGGACGACAACGGCGAGCGAGGAGCUGCUGAGUGA
Drechmeria coniospora is the source of this 2286-nucleotide messenger RNA. RefSeq lists its product as uncharacterized. Gene Ontology annotation, cellular component: telomerase holoenzyme complex. The record is from RefSeq and is a predicted model, not a curated record. The transcript is spliced from 3 exons. NCBI's taxonomy places the organism in Eukaryota, Fungi, Ascomycota, Sordariomycetes, Hypocreales, Ophiocordycipitaceae. Gene Ontology annotation, molecular function: protein binding; telomerase RNA binding; telomeric repeat DNA binding. Gene Ontology annotation, biological process: nuclear-transcribed mRNA catabolic process, nonsense-mediated decay. Bases 1 to 2286 code for a protein of 761 amino acids.